Messenger RNA from Caenorhabditis remanei, 1329 nucleotides. RefSeq lists its product as uncharacterized. Gene Ontology annotation, molecular function: mRNA binding. NCBI's taxonomy places the organism in Eukaryota, Metazoa, Nematoda, Chromadorea, Rhabditida, Rhabditidae. The record is from RefSeq and is a predicted model, not a curated record. Bases 1 to 1329 code for a protein of 442 amino acids. The transcript has 4 exons. Gene Ontology annotation, biological process: mRNA splicing, via spliceosome; regulation of alternative mRNA splicing, via spliceosome. Gene Ontology annotation, cellular component: nucleus; cytoplasm.
AUGGGAGACGACUACUCUGACGACACAAAACCGUCGCAACAGGGCGUGAAACGUCCGCAAGACGCCACCGACGGCCCAGCCAACAAGAAGGCGCACUUCGGACAAGAAGAGGAGGGAGGAGAUCAUCUCUCAAUCAAGAUUCUGAUUCCAUCGUCGGCAGUCGGUGCGAUUAUUGGAAAGGGUGGAGAGGCGAUGCGCAAUUUGAAGAAUGACAACAAUUGUCGAGUUCAGAUGAGCAAGAAUAGUGAGACUUAUCCAGGUACCUCCGAAAGAAUCUGCCUUGUAAAAGGACGCCUUAACAACAUCAUGGCUGUAAUCGAGUCAAUCCAGGAUAAAAUCCGCGAGAAAUGUGCCGAUCAAGCUGGCAACGACGCAUUCGACCAUAAGAACACAUCACGUGGAAAUGAGAUUAAGAUUGUGAUGCCCAAUACGUCGGCCGGUAUGGUCAUCGGCAAGUCUGGUGCCAAUAUCAAGGAUAUUCGAGAGCAAUUCGGAUGCCAGAUUCAAGUCUAUCCGAAGGCUGGAUCUGUGGAGGCGAAGACCUCAUUGGAGAGAGUUGUAACGGUGGCUCACGAGGAAUCCGCGGCUCUCCUUCAAGCGGCAUCCCGAGUCUUGGAAAAAGUCGCUUCGGACCCACACCAUUCCUCGGAAAUCAAUAAAGAAGACUUUGGAAAGGCUUCUGGACCAAACGGCGCAUCCAACACAGGCGGUCCCACCGGAAAUCAAUCCCAAAAUGCGCCAUUCCAACAAGCGCCAGCUUUCAACGGUGGUGGCGGAGGCGGUGGAAUGAAUGUGGGAGCCGCUGGAUUCGGUGGUGGACAAGGCGGUGGAUAUGGUGGUGGAGGACAGGGACAGUUUGGAGGAGGUGGUGGUGGAGGACCACAGUUCGGAAAUGGAAAUCCGAAUCAAAAGUAUCCGAUGAAUGGAUUGGGGAAUAAUGAGUUACUCUCAUUCCUCGACAAUCUGCAAUCAACGCUCCGCACAUCGGGAUUCAACGAGCAGAGUGUGUCGGAAGUGAUGCAGGCCAUGCAGGUUCUCGCCAAAUACAACAUCAUGGGCCUAGGCCUCGGACUCGGCGUCGCCGCGAUGGCCCAAAUGCGUACCGGACAGGAAUCCCAGAUGACGGCGAAUCACGGAUCGGCUGGUUUCGGUGAUGGAUACGGUGGCGGUGUGCAGGGUGGUGGACAAGGCGGUGGUGGACAAGGAGGUCAGGGAGGACCACAAGGAGAUCAGGUUAGACGACUACUUGAUAUGAUGGAACCGAAUGGAAGAGGAGGAGAUAAUGAUUUUCGAGAGAAGAGACAAGCGGUCAGACGGCGGAGAUAUUGA